AAAACACUAUAUAAGUGUUUUUACUACUCUAAACUAAACCUCUCUUACCUCUACGCCUUUAGCUAUAAAGCCUACGCCUUAAUUAAAAACAUAGUACGCCUAGAUAAGCUAGAACUAAGAGCUUUUGUUAGAUACCUAGUAGAAUAUAACUCUACUAAUAUAUUUAAGGUCUAG
Messenger RNA from Amorphotheca resinae ATCC 22711, 174 nucleotides. RefSeq lists its product as hypothetical. Lineage: Eukaryota; Fungi; Ascomycota; Leotiomycetes; Helotiales; Amorphothecaceae. The annotation marks the transcript as partial. The record is from RefSeq and is a predicted model, not a curated record. The transcript has a single exon.